Molecule: messenger RNA, 1112 nt
Organism: Striga hermonthica
Lineage: Eukaryota; Viridiplantae; Streptophyta; Magnoliopsida; Lamiales; Orobanchaceae
Source: the annotation of a GenBank genome assembly
CUCGACCAGAGCCAAAGAAGGAGCAAAGCCCACCAAGAGGGAGAUCGCCGAGGAGGAGUUCGCCCAAGAGAAGUGGGUCGAAAAAGACGUCACCAAGGAGGGCAGGUCGGGAUUCGAAGCGAGAGAAGAGGGACGAUAGGUGGUUGCGGAGGCCAUUGUUGUUCGAAAGACAGAGGUACCAUAAGUUUACACCCUUGAGGAAAGAUUUGACAGAGGUGCUCGAGGCUAUGGAGCAGAAAAUGUCGAUCGAGGAUGUAACGUGGCCGAAGACAAGGUUCACAGGCCCGACUCGACUCAUAUUGAAUAUAUAUUGUCGAUUUCACCGAGAUUACGACCAUACCACGGAGAACUGCAGGCAUUUGAAGGAUGAGAUUGAAAGGUUGAUUCGAGCAGGACAUUUGAAAGAGUUUGUGUAUCAUGAUAGGGCGAGAGGGAAAGGAAGGAGAAGGUGUCGAGAUGAUUCGGAGGAAAGGAGUGAUAGGGAUGAAGAAGGAGACGGCGGAGAGAGUCGAGUUGGUCGAGGAAAAAAGCCGAGAAGAGAUGGAGAUAAAGGGGGCCAUGGAGGAGAGGCCCCGAUGAAGAGAGGAAUGAUUUACAUGAUUUCCGGAGGACCAACGGAUGGUGACUCGAAUAGGGUCAGGAAGGAGCAUGCUCGAGCUGCGAAGAGGAAAAGAGAGGAGGUUGGGAUUACGGCUCGUAUACCAGUGAUAAGUUUCGAGGUGGAGGACGCCGAGGGAGUGGUCUUACCGCACAACGAUGCUUUGGUGAUAACCACAGAGGUUUCGGGCUUUGACGUGAAGAUGGUGUUUAUUGAUACCGAGAGUUCGGUAGACGUGAUGUUCUACGACUGUUUUGUGCAAAUUAACAAGGAUUUGAAUAUGGAGCCGAAUCCGGUGACCACGACACUUUAUGGCUUCAAUGGAGGAGAGGUGGUGCCGAUGGGCGAGAUAAGUUUGCCAGUGGCGUUGGGAGCGGGAGAGCUGAAGAAGGUGCGCAUGGUGAGGUUUGUGGUCGUAGGAGCUGAAUCAUCUUAUAAUAUUAUUAUGGUACGGACGAGCUUGAAUGCGUUCCAGGCGGUCGUAUCCACGUACCACAUGACGAUCAAGUAUCCU